AUGGCCGAACCCAAGACACCCCCUCCCGCAGGCAUCUACGUCCCCGCGCCAACCUUCUUCGCCUCCAAAUCCGCCCAAGACUACAACCCCGUCUCCCCACCCCUCGACAUCGACACACAAGUCGCCUACUCCAUCUACCUCGCCAAAGCCGGCAUCCGCGGCCUCGUCCUCCUCGGCAGCACGGGCGAAGCUGUGCACCUGCGCAUCGCCGAGCGGGUGCGCGUCAUCUCGGGCGUGCGGCAGGGUCUCGACGCCGCGGGGUUCACGGACUACCCCAUCGUCGCGGGCACCGCGGCCCAGAACGUCGAUGAUGUCGUCGAGCAGCUGCAAGAGGCGAAGCAAGCUGGUGCGGGGUGGGGAAUCGUGUUGGCGCCGGGGUAUUUCGCGGGGUGUACUUCUCAGGAGGGGUUGGUGAGGUGGUAUACGGCUGUUGCUGAUCGGAGUCCCCUUGCCAUUUUGAUCUACCACUACCCCGCCGUUUCCAACAACGUCAAACUCGUCCCCUCCACCUACGCCACCCUCGCCCAACACCCCAACAUCAUCGGCUGCAAGCUCUCCCACGGCGACAUAUCCCACCACUGCCAAAUCGCCUCCAACCCCUCCAUCGACCACACGCGCUUCCUCACCUUCACGGGUCUCGGCCAGCAGCUGCUCCCCGUCAUCGCCGUCGGAGGCGCCGGUGCCAUCGACGGGUCCGCCGGCUUCUUCCCCCGCACCCUGGUGCGUCUCUACGAGCUUUCCAGGGAACCGCGGCCCUCGGACGAGCAGCUCGCCGAGAGGAGGAGGCUGCAGUUCAAGGUUAGUUCGGUGGAGGAGCUGGUUGUUGCGUAUGGGACCGUGGGGAUCAAGGAGGCUGUUAGUCGGUUGAGGGGGUUUGGAGAUGUGGAUGGGGCGAGGGCGCCUUUGGCCUUGGGGAUUCCGGGGGAGAAUACUUGGGAGGAGUGGAGGGAGAUUGUUGAUGCGGUGGAGGAGGAGGAGAAGAGGCUUGGUGGGUAG
Molecule: messenger RNA, 996 nt
Organism: Scedosporium apiospermum
Lineage: Eukaryota; Fungi; Ascomycota; Sordariomycetes; Microascales; Microascaceae
Product: Dihydrodipicolinate synthase
Exons: 2
Coding region: 1-996 (331 amino acids)
Molecular function (GO): 4-hydroxy-tetrahydrodipicolinate synthase activity
Source: RefSeq, a predicted model, not a curated record